AUGAGUGGGAAGAGGAAAGUCCUAAAACGACAAUCCAGCACGGCUGCUGCAGAUGUGGACGCCAUCUGCGCCCCCUGCACGCCCGAACACGCCGCUAUCACCGAUGGACCGUCAAGAAGAGCCAGGAGAAAAGAACACUUGCAGUACCUUGAACACCCGCCAGAUGGCGGUUGGGGCUGGCUGGUGGUGUUCAGCAGUUUCCUGAUGCACAUCGUUGUGAUCGCGUCCAUCAAAUCCUUCGGUGUGUUCUACCCUGUGUUCAGAGAAGCGUUCAACGAAGGUGCUGGGGACACAGCGUUCAUCCAAUCAACGUUGGUGGGCAUGACACUGAUAUGUUCUCCGAUUGCCUGUGCCCUGAGUAAGCUGACCAGUUGCCGUGUGAUGGUCAGUACUGGAGGUGUCCUGGCCGCUGUGGGACUGAUCAUCAGUUCUUUCGCCUCAAGUGUGACGUAUCUUCUCUUCAGCCUGGGGAUUCUUACAGGGUUUGCCAUGUCCUUGAUGUACUCGCCAUGCCUAACCAUGGUGGGACGUUACUUUGACAAGAAGAGGGCAACAGCGAACGGGAUAGGCUUGUCAGGAAACGGAGUUGGGAUGUUUGCUUUGUCCCCUUUGUAUCAGGUUCUGAUCGAUGAGUAUAGUUAUCACGGUGCCCUGUUAGUGAUCGCUGCUAUUACCCUUCACGGGUGUGUAUGUGGGGCCUUACUCCGGCCAAUACGCCUCAGGGAAGACCUGGAACAGCAAGCUUUGAUGUCCAAAAACCACCGAAAGACCCCAAACAACUCCACAUCACAUUGCAACAAGUGUGUCUCCUCUACUCGUAAGGUUCUGGAGAUUUUCGACGUGUCGCUUCUGACGGAUGUCGCAUUUGUGUUGUUCCUAGUCUCUCAUUUUGGCACGAUGCUUGGCUACUCUAUUGUUUUUGUCCACAUGGCUAAACAUGCUCAAAACAUCGGGGUUGGUAAAACGGAAGCAUCGUUUUUAAUCUCAGUGAUGGGAAUCAGCGAGUUUAUCUUCCGAUUGAUUGCAGGCUGGUUUGCAGAUCUUGGUGUCAUGAGUAGACUGAAUGUCUACAUGCUUGGAGCUGCAGGGGUGGGGUUGUGUAACCUGUUUGUGCCCUUCUGUAAGUCUUAUGCUGCGCUUAUUGUGUACAUGGCGUUCUACGGGGUGUUCUCCGGGGUGUUCCACUCCCUGAUAGCGGUGCUGGUCCGAGAGUACACCGGCGUCGCCAGGCUGUUCAACGGUAUCGGUUGGACCUUGUUGGCGGGUGGAACAGCCUACCUACUAGGAGCACCAAUUGCAGGCUGGCUUUAUGAUGCUACGGGAAACUACAACAUCUCUUUCUUCUCUGCCGGCUCCAUCAUAGUCUCAUCUCUCAUCCUGCUCUGUCUGAAGAAACCACGCAACCCUGACGGGGAGCAUGAAGAUGACUCUCCAUCACCACAAAACAACAUAGGUAUUGUCGAACUGGAUGAAAAUAUGGAAGUUUUACCUACUCUCUUGGAGAAGGAAACAUCAAUGUAGCUUUCUGACUUGCCAACACGCUAUUGACCUUCUUUCAAUAAGAUUGAACAUCUUAGUGACCGGCUUGAUAAAUUGGGUAUCUUUUCACAAAAUAUGAUUUAAAACAGAUCAAAACGACAUUCCAUUGACUUGGAGCAACAC
Messenger RNA from Branchiostoma belcheri (Belcher's lancelet), 1662 nucleotides. RefSeq names its product monocarboxylate transporter 12-like. The transcript is spliced from 4 exons. The record is from RefSeq and is a predicted model, not a curated record. Gene Ontology annotation, biological process: transmembrane transport; monocarboxylic acid transport. Gene Ontology annotation, molecular function: monocarboxylic acid transmembrane transporter activity. NCBI's taxonomy places the organism in Eukaryota, Metazoa, Chordata, Leptocardii, Amphioxiformes, Branchiostomatidae. Bases 1 to 1521 code for a protein of 506 amino acids.